Molecule: messenger RNA, 486 nt
Organism: Morchella sextelata
Lineage: Eukaryota; Fungi; Ascomycota; Pezizomycetes; Pezizales; Morchellaceae
Exons: 2
Coding region: 1-486 (161 amino acids)
Source: RefSeq, a predicted model, not a curated record
AUGUCCACCUCCAAAGCUCCUUAUGGCUACACAGCAACGGGUAGAAUUAGAAAGAGGCCAGUCAAAGGGGCACCCCCAGCCAUCCAAACAGUUGAUCCACUACUAGGACAAAGGCCAGAGAAGUUUUCUAGUUGUCCUGUUCCUACCUGCAAUAAAGAUUUUCAACACCGGAAAGACCCUCACAAAGCGGUUUGGCAACACCUCCACCAUCAUGCAACCAGUUAUGUAGGGGAUCCGGCCCACAAAGCAGCGCAUUCAGACCUCAAAGAAGAGAGGAAUCUAGGUAUUCAAGAUAAGAAAACCCGUGAAAGACAGAAUUCAGCUAGAUGGAGGGCAAAAAAUGUUAGGAAAGCUAAGCGGUCAUCGGCUAUGGGGACAGCAAAACGCAAAUUUGAGAUACAAUUGAGAAGAGCCGGGGAAUUUUCUGAGGAGGCUUUGAAGAAAUUAGUUGAGGAGAAAAUGAUCGAAUGGGAUUCUAAAAAUUAG